Molecule: messenger RNA, 2130 nt
Organism: Brienomyrus brachyistius
Lineage: Eukaryota; Metazoa; Chordata; Actinopteri; Osteoglossiformes; Mormyridae
Product: follistatin-A
Exons: 6
Coding region: 91-1140 (349 amino acids)
Biological process (GO): regulation of BMP signaling pathway; multicellular organism development; cell differentiation
Molecular function (GO): protein binding; activin binding
Source: RefSeq, a predicted model, not a curated record
UCACAGGCUGACAUUCAUCCAACACGGCCCUAAGUAAGCUGAGUACUUUCCGCUGUCUUUUUCAUUACUUCAGUUCACGUUGCCUUCACCAUGCUAAGGAUGCUAAAGAAACAUCAGCUCCGUCCCGGCAUGCUUUUAUUACUUGUAUGGCUCUGUCACUUCGUACAAGAUCAAAAGGUGCAAGCUGGUAACUGCUGGCUGCAGCAGGGUAGGAACGGAAGGUGCCAGGUCCUCUACAUGCCUGGAAUGAGUAGGGAGGAAUGUUGUAGGAGCGGUAGACUGGGGACCUCGUGGAGUGAGGAAGAUGUACCUAACAGCACUCUGUUUCGAUGGAUGAUCUUCAAUGGUGGGGCCCCGAACUGCAUACUUUGCAAAGAAACAUGCGACAACGUGGACUGUGGCCCGGGCAAGAGGUGCAAGAUGAGUAAGAGGAGCAGGCCGCGGUGUGUGUGUGCUCCCGACUGCUCCAACGUCACCUGGAAGGGCCCUGUGUGCGGAUCCGACGGCAAGACGUACAAGGACGAGUGCGCCCUGCUGAAGGCGAAGUGCAGAAGUCACCCUGACCUCGACAUUCAGUACCAAGGCAAAUGCAAGAAGACCUGCCGUGAUGUCCUUUGUCCUGGAAGCGCUACAUGCGUGGUGGAUCAAACCAACAAUGCCUACUGCGUGACCUGUAAUCGUAUCUGCCCUGAGGUGACAUCACCGGAACAAUACCUUUGUGGAAACGAUGGCAUCAUUUAUGCAAGUGCCUGCCAUCUGAGACGGGCCACGUGCCUCCUGGGCAGAUCGAUCGGCGUCGCAUAUGAGGGCAAAUGCGUCAAGGCCAAGUCCUGUAAUGACAUUCACUGCAGCGUGGGUAAGAAGUGUCUCUGGGACGCGAGGAUGAACAGGGGGCGCUGUUCCGUCUGCGACGAGCCGUGCCCAGAGAGUCGGUCGGACGAGUCUGUUUGUGCCAGCGAUAACAGCACGUAUCCCAGCGAAUGCACCAUGAAGCGGGCUGCUUGUGCUAUGGGGGUUCUGCUGGAAGUUAAGCAUUCAGGAUCUUGCAACUCCAUUACUGAAGACCAGGAGGAUGACGAUGAAGAUGAAGAUCAGGACUACAUGGCUUAUAUCCAUUUAUCUUCAUUUCUGGAUGGAUAAACCACCACUGCUAGUGGGACAGUCCUAGGACAAUGACUUUUGUUCAUACUGUACAAAUGUGUAUGCUUAUUUAUUUUUUAAAAAGUAUACAUAUAGUAUAGUCUGAUAGAUGUUUAUUUAUACUAUGUUCAUGUUUAAUAAUUUAUACAUUUACAAUGCCAGGCUUACUAUCUACCAAGCUAUUUUGUAUUAUUGCCCGAUUUUGGUCAUUGUCGCUUCUGUCUUUUGUAAUGAAGAGUUAUAUUUGUCCAAAGAUAAGCAGUGUUAUUUAUUGUGAGGUAUGACGUUAUCACGUGAAGUAUACAUCUCCUGCAAGCUGCCGAUCGCAUCCCGUGAGCUGUACAUAUCCGCUUAACACGUUCAUUUUCUGCAUUGCAGGUAUUUAUGUUGGAAAACGCAUGCUAACUUUUGUGUUAAUUUAUCUGGACACUUUCCAGUGAUGUGCAGAAUUGUCUGUUUACAACUCACUAGAACUGACCAAAGGGGCUGUGUCAGUGGUUCUGCAAAUAUACUUUUUGUGGUGUAGCACAGCGAAAUUAAUGAGCCAUUUUCCCUAGAAGUAAGCAAUGUGUUUUUGUAUCUUGGGAACAGAGGACUAAGACAGUGCGCUAUCAGUAUUAGUAUUCUGUUGCAGUAUUUUUUCUACAUUAGAAUAUCAAUGGAGUUUAGACAAUACCUGGUUUUGUCAAAAAUGUGCCAAUAGCUUUUAUAUGCCAUUUUUGCCAAUGUUUGUAUUUUCUCCUGGCCAAUGUUCUGCUCCAUGUUGCUCUUGCAGGGCUAACAAUCAGAUAAUAUAGAGUCAUGAAACAAUGUAUCAGACCUUACUACUCUAGUUUUCUCACAUUUUUCACAUAUAAGGCAAAUACAAAUCCAGUUAUAAAUAUAUAGUUUUGUAUUUUUUAUGUAAAUGUCAAAUGUAUAUAAAAGUUAUGAUGGAAUUUGUACAGAUACGAAACGUGAAAGAAAAUAAAAUAAAAUGUUUUCCUUAAA